This is a messenger RNA of Drosophila suzukii, 523 nucleotides long. NCBI's taxonomy places the organism in Eukaryota, Metazoa, Arthropoda, Insecta, Diptera, Drosophilidae. The record is from RefSeq and is a predicted model, not a curated record.
UAAUGACAAAAAAACGUAAACAAAGCAAAAAUCUACAAAUAUUGACGGAAAAAUGGAUUACAUUUGGUGGCUAUCGAUGUCCUAGCCAAGCGCUCCCACCCAUCCAUGGAUGCCCUCAAGAUGCUGCAGGGCACCACCCAUUCGCUGUCGGCAGGAGCCCCCUCCUCGCGACUACGGCUACGGUUCCAUCUCCCCCACUGGGAAAGCUUACUGACACAUAGUGGGUAUUACAAAGGUUUAAUAAAUAUCCCUUUAAGACCGAUACCUGGCCGCCGUCUCGGAUAUUUACGCGGUCAAAGCAGAGGAUUCGUUUUGCUGGAAAAGGGUACAGGCGCCGCGGAAACUAUGCUCUACCAGCCAUGUAUUGGUAGAGCUCGCAUGGAAACGCGGCCCUCAAAGGAACAUGCGCGAUGCGCGUGUGUAUGGUCACCUAAUCCUGAGGAGCUCCAGGGGAAAAGAAUGGACAGGCCAUAUAUACCAUUUAACUAAUGCUUGCGACCUUUUUAGUUUUAGGCAAACAAAG